AUGGUGGUGGAGGCGGAAUUGCAGGUUGAUUUCGUAGGGGGAAGGGUAGCCGAUGCUGGUGCUGGAGGUGGAAGUGGAGGUGGAGAUGGAGAUGGAGUCAGGGGAGCAUUUGGAAAAAGUGCCUUGAUUGCUUCUGGUUUGGCCACUUACACAUUGCUGGGAUUAGGAGUGAGGACUCCUGAGAAACCAUGUUUGAACGACGUAACAGAAGUUGGCACUUGGCGAAAGACGGUUUUUACAACGGCAAUUAUCCUCGUAGUAUUGACACUCCUUCCAGUGUGGGAUGAACUUGCCGAAGAGUUGGGUAUAGGUCUUGUAACCACGUUUUGA
This is a messenger RNA of Fraxinus pennsylvanica, 330 nucleotides long. The record is from the annotation of a GenBank genome assembly. Lineage: Eukaryota; Viridiplantae; Streptophyta; Magnoliopsida; Lamiales; Oleaceae.